CCGGAGCCAGGUAUAGUUUGAACCUCUCGCCCUGCUGGCGGUUUCGCACUGACAUCAAUCCCGCUCACAGUCUACACAUCGAGCCACCAUGGGUAGAGUUAUUCGCAACCAGAGAAAGGGCCGUGGCUCCAUCUUCACGGCCAACACCCGCCUGAACAAGGCCCCUGCCAAGUUCCGCAACCUCGAUUUCGCCGAACGCCAUGGCUACGUCCGCGGUAUCGUGAAGGACAUCAUCCACGACCCUGGUCGUGGUGCUCCUCUUGCUAAGGUGCAAUUCCGCCACCCUUACAAGUACAAGCAGGUUACCGAGACCUUCAUCGCCAACGAGGGCAUGUACACUGGCCAGUUCAUCUACGCCGGAAAGCGUGCUGCUCUUACCGUCGGCAACGUCCUGCCCGUUGGUGAGAUGCCCGAGGGUACCGUUGUCUCAAACGUCGAGGAGAAGAUUGGCGACCGUGGUACUCUCGGCCGUAACUCUGGUGGCUACAUCACCAUUGUUGGCCACAACCCCGAUGAGGGCAAGACCCGUAUCAAGCUGCCCUCCGGUGCCAAGAAGGUCGUCCACUCCCGAUCUCGUGGUAUGAUCGGUAUCGUUGCCGGUGGUGGCCGUACCGACAAGCCUCUGUUGAAGGCUUCUCGUGCCAAGCACAAGUUCGCUGUCAAGCGUAACAGCUGGCCCAAGACUCGUGGUGUUGCCAUGAACCCCGUGGACCACCCUCACGGUGGUGGUAACCACCAGCACAUUGGUAAGGCCUCUACCAUUUCACGGUACGCCGUCCAGGGACAGAAGGCCGGUCUUAUUGCUGCCAGAAGGACAGGUCUGCUCCGUGGUACUCAGAAGACAAAGGAGUAAGGUGGCUAAAAUUCAUGGUCUCAUUGGGAUGGUACUGCUCAGGAACGAAACUUGACACGGCUCCUCUGG
Trichoderma atroviride IMI 206040 is the source of this 922-nucleotide messenger RNA. The record is from RefSeq and is a predicted model, not a curated record. NCBI's taxonomy places the organism in Eukaryota, Fungi, Ascomycota, Sordariomycetes, Hypocreales, Hypocreaceae.